Microthlaspi erraticum is the source of this 2085-nucleotide messenger RNA. NCBI's taxonomy places the organism in Eukaryota, Viridiplantae, Streptophyta, Magnoliopsida, Brassicales, Brassicaceae. The record is from the annotation of a GenBank genome assembly.
AUGGAAACUUCGAGCGUGAAUCAGCAUGACGUAUUCAUCGAUUUCAGCUCGAAGGAUACUCGCUACUCCUUCAUCAGUCAUCUCUCGGCUGCUUUCCACCGGAGGAACAUCACUACGUUCCUCGGAGAAGACAGCAUCAGCUCGGUGACUCAAUCGGCUAUCGAGGGAGCUAAGGUUUUUGUGGUUGUCUUCUCUGAGAACUAUGCAUCCUCGCCGCUCUGCUUGGAAACGCUCGUGAAGUGUUUGGAUCUCCAGCGACGUGAUAACGGCCUCGUGGUGAUUCCAGUCUUCUAUGGUGACGUCACUCCAUCGAUCGUGAAGGAACAGACGGACAAAUACGGAGCUGCUUUUUCCGAGCACCGGAGUUUGUUCACCGAAGACGAUAGGGUAGAAAGGUGGCGAAACGGUCUGAUUGAAGCGGCGAAGUUACAAGGCCAUGAAUCAAAUGAACAAGAAAAUGACUCAGAUUUAGUAGAAGAAAUUGUUGCGGAUGUGCGCGAGAAGCUGUAUCCAACGGGUAAGAUCGGGUUCUACUUGAGGUUGGUCGGGAUUGAAAACUUGCUUUGCAAGCAAUCUCAUGACUUCUACAGGCUAGGGAUUUUGGGUAUGCCUGGGAUAGGGAAGACUACCAUCGCUCAAGCAGUCUCUAACCAAAUGUCUCACGACUUUGAAACUCUUUGCUUUCUACAAGACUUCCACGUAAAGUUUCAUGAGAAAGGACUACGCGUAUUGCGAGAAGAAUAUCUCGUCGAAAAACUAAGAGAGACAAAAGUACUGCUUGUUCUUGAUGAUGUGCGAAAUCCUAUGGAAGCAGAAUCUUUCCUUGGAGGAUUUGAUUGUUUUAGACCCGGAAGUUUAAUAAUCAUAACAUCCCGAGAUAAACAAGUUCUUUAUCAGUGUCAGGUUGAUGGUGUUUACGAGGUACCAUCCUUAAACAAGAAGGAGGCUCUACAGUUAUUCAACCGGUUUGCGUUUCCAACGAAAAAAACAAGUGAUGGUGUUCUAGUAGAAGUGUCAAAGAAGGUGGUUGAGUAUGCUAAUGGAAACCCUUCAGCUCUCUGCUUCUAUGGCAGAGAGCUGGAAGAGAGGACGGAACUAGAUGAAAUGGAGGCGGAUUUCGAGAAGCUUAAGCAAUAUCCUCCGCGGGAGAUCAUUGAUGUGUUCAAGAGCAGCUACGAUGUGCUCAUUGACAAUGAGAGGAGCAUAUUCCUGGACAUUGCUUGUUUUUUCAAUGGUGAACAACUGGAUCAGAUCAUGCGGAUAUUUGAAGGGUGUGGUUUCUUCCCACACGUUGGAAUCGAACGCCUCGUUGAGAGGUCUUUACUGGUGAUAUCAAAGAAAAAAAAGGUUGAGAUGCACAAUUUGAUUCAGGAUGUUGCUCGGGAAAUCGUCAAUGAAGAAAACAAUCAAAUUAUGAGGCGUCGUAGAUUGUGGGAUCCUUCAAGCAUUAGAGUAUUACUCGAAGACAAUGACCCUGAGGGUACUGAAGUUAUUGAAGGAAUUUUUUUUGACACGACAAACUUAAACGUUGUUGUUAAUCCUAUGGCGUUGAAUAAUAUGUAUAAUCUUAGACUGUUAAAGAUAUACAGUUCAAACUCUGAAACUGCUCAAGAAGUCAAUCUCCCUGACGGACUUGAGUCUCUGCCUUAUGAGCUCAGGCUACUUCACUGGGAAAAAUAUCCGUUGCAAUCGUUGCCUGAAGAUUUUGAUCCGGGCCAUCUUGUUGAACUCAAUAUGCCUUAUAGUCAGCUUCAAAGUUUAUGGGGAGGAACCGAGAGUUUAGCAAGUUUGAAGAUAAUAAACCUUAGCCAUUCUAAAAAAAUAGUUGAAGUUGAUGAACUCUCGAAAGCUUGUAGCAUUGAGCAAAUCCAUCUACAAGGUUGCACAAGCUUGAAGAGCAUUCCGGAGACUGGUCGGCUAAAGAAUCUUCAACAUUUGAACCUCUCUGGUUGCACAAGAAUUGAGCGUGCAGAGAUUACAAAGAAGAUAAAAGGACUGGAUCUAGAAGGAGGUUUAAGAGAAACAAAAUCUGAAUCAAUGGUGUUCUCCAUGUUAGUAGAGCUGGAACCUCAGGAUAGCUUUUGA